Molecule: messenger RNA, 2904 nt
Organism: Cyclopterus lumpus (lumpfish)
Lineage: Eukaryota; Metazoa; Chordata; Actinopteri; Perciformes; Cyclopteridae
Product: scavenger receptor cysteine-rich type 1 protein M130-like
Exons: 10
Coding region: 68-2305 (745 amino acids)
Cellular component (GO): membrane
Source: RefSeq, a predicted model, not a curated record
GCUGAACAUGACUCUCGCCCUGAUAAAGAGAUGCAGACAGCAAACGAAGAGGACAGCCUGAGUUGAGAUGGACCCCAGAGGGCUGGUUGUGGUUCUGUGGCUCUGGAGCUCAGAAUUCUUUCAAGGUCUCCAGACAGAUGAACAAGAUACUUUCAAAGAGAUUACUCAUGUCCGGUUGAUGGGAGGAUCCAGUCCCUGUUCUGGUGUGCUACAGGUGAAGCGCAAGAGAUCUUGGACAGAAGUGGACGACAGUAAUUGGGACCUUAAAUUAGCAGACGUAGUCUGUAGACAUCUGGACUGUGGUUCGGUGGUUCAGACUUCCUCAACAAGCGAUCAAAUGGGUUGGAGAAGGGCACCAUCCUGGAUGUUGCCACCUUCCUGUCUUGAAUCUGAAUCUAGACUGAGGAAAUGUAUAACAAAAAGGAGCACAAUUCCUCGUGCUAGAUUGGGGAUCAUCUGCUCAGAAUCCGUCAGGCUGGUGAAUGGGACUAGUCUGUGUUCUGGCAGACUGGAGGUGAAGUCUGACCAGUCUGACCAGUCGUGGUCCUCAGUGUGUGAGGAUGACUUUGACCAGCAGGAUGCAGAGGUAGUCUGCAGGGAGCUUGGCUGUGGGGCGCCUUCAGUCCUCCAGGGGGCGCUCUAUGGAGACGGUCAGAGUCUAAUGUGGACCAAAGAGUUCCAGUGUGAGGGCCACGAAUCUGUUCUCCUGGAUUGUCACAGCUCAGUUACAAACACCGACUCUGCUGGCAAAGCUGUUGGACUCACCUGCUCAGAGCCCAAUGAUCUCCGGUUGGUGGGAGGAUCCAGUCGCUGUGCUGGUGAACUGGAGAUGAAACAAAUGGGAACGUGGGAAAAAGUGGACAAUGAUAUGUCUCUGUUGAAUCUAAAGACGGCCGACGUAGUGUGUGGACAACUGGACUGCGGCUCUGCUGUUUCAACCAGGAACAUAAUGAACGAAUUCUACGCAGUCAUGUGGUUGAUUAGAACAACUUGUGUCCAGCCCAAGACUGCAGUUAGGGAGUGUUUAUUGACAAUGUCUCACCUUUCCCUUUCAAACAUUGAGAUCAAGUGCUCAGAAUCCGUCAGGCUGGUGAAUGGGACUAGUCUGUGUUCUGGCAGACUGGAGGUGAAGUCUGACCAGUCUGACCAGUCGUGGUCCUCAGUGUGUGAGGAUGACUUUGACCGGCAGGAUGCAGAGGUGGUCUGCAGGGAGCUUGGCUGUGGGGUUCCUUCAGUCCUCCAGGGGGCACUCUAUGGAGAAAGUGAGAGUCCAAUGUGGACCAAAGAGUUCCAGUGUGAGGGCCACGAGUCUGUUCUCCUGGACUGUAGGAGCUCAGCUAGAAACACCGGCUCUGCUGGCAAAGCUGUUGGACUCAACUGCUCAGAUUUUACAGAGCCUGAUGAGGUCAAAUUGGUAGGCGGAUCCAACCACUGUGUUGGUGGACUUGAGCUGAAACACGAGGGAAACUGGAGACCAGUGGACAUCUAUUCGUGGGACCUGGUGUCCGCAGCAGUAGUGUGUCGACAGCUGGACUGUGGCUCUGCUCUUUCAAUAGGAAGAAGAGAUGAUUUGUAUCACCCAAAUGGAUGGAGAGUCAAAACAUCCUGUGGUCAGUCUGAUUCUACAAUCAGGGAAUGCGUAUUUAUAUAUCCUGAUUAUUCCGUGAAGAUUCUGGAGGUCACCUGCUCAGAUUUUCUAGUUCAGCCAAACAUCUCAUUUGCUACCCACACUGACGGAGUAUCCAAGGCCAUGCAGCAGGGAUUUCAGCUACUCAUGGGCUCCGAGUUCACGAUAAGCUGCUCCACCCUGCCACAGCAGCCAGGAGGCUCCUUCCAGCUUGUUUUGACCACAUCAGCUACAUCGCAGAACUACACUCUGCCAGCUGUCAAUCACUCUGCCCAUUUCCUGUUCCCUGCUGCCGACUCCACCCACAGUGGGGAGUACCGCUGUGUUUAUCACCUCUAUGUUUUCUUCCACAACUUGUCAUCUGAGAGCCAGCCGCUCCGUCUCACUGUCCUAGCUUCUGUAACACAUCUGCUCAUCCGACUGGUUGUCAUGGUGCUGAUGGUGGUGUUCAGUGCUGCCCUGUUCUGCGCUGCCCUGUUCUGCUACUGCAAGGCAAACAGUGGGACGGCGCCAAGACGAGAGGACGCACACAAAUUCGAGCUGGGUCACCUCGGUGGUGCCGACAACCUGCUGGGCGAAGAGGCAGAAGUCCAGGGGGCAGAGCAUCGACCCGAUGGACCGCUCAGCUCUCACACAGCAGUCCAACCAGGCCAGCGUUCCUCUGAAUUCACUAUUUAAUAUCACUGUCAUUGUCAGAGUUCGACCCACCCUUGUGUGUCAGGAGAGGGAAGUGCAGACUUUUCCUGGAGAAGACUCAGUAGCAGAGUAAUGGCAAAGGGUAUGAAACGUUAAUGAAUUAAAUAAUAAUAAAUACAACAUAUUGUAUAGGGGAAAACAUUGUGUAAUAUCAAUGUACAAUUGUGCUUUUAUGACUAUAUUCUUUUAUUGUUUUAAUUGCUGCACUGAUAUUUCACAUUAAAAGCAUUGCAGUGGCUCACGGGACCCUUUCCUGAUGAUCAAGUGAGGAAAAUGUGAUGUUUUGUGGUCCUGUUGCAACGUGAUAUAAUAUGCUGAGUGAACAUGAUAUCAUCUGCUGAAUGAACUGUUGCAACGUGAUAUAAUAUGCUGAGUGAACAUGAUAUAAUCUGCUGAGUAAACUGUUGCAACAUGAUAUAAUAUGCUAAGCGAACAUGAUAUAAUCUGCUGAGUGAACUGUUGCAAUGUGCAUGAGGAAUAUUACAAAAAUGCUACUGUCUGUGGUUCUUUUGCUUACGAUAAUUGUUAGGUAUGAUUUUUCAGAGAAAUACAUAACAUAUUGUACCUAUUAUAUAAGUUGA